Rhinichthys klamathensis goyatoka is the source of this 4933-nucleotide messenger RNA. RefSeq names its product ELKS/RAB6-interacting/CAST family member 1b (gene erc1b). Gene Ontology annotation, cellular component: cytoskeleton of presynaptic active zone. The transcript is spliced from 20 exons. Gene Ontology annotation, biological process: neuromuscular synaptic transmission; regulation of synaptic plasticity; maintenance of presynaptic active zone structure. Gene Ontology annotation, molecular function: structural constituent of presynaptic active zone. The record is from RefSeq and is a predicted model, not a curated record. The coding region runs from base 402 to 3758 and encodes 1118 amino acids. NCBI's taxonomy places the organism in Eukaryota, Metazoa, Chordata, Actinopteri, Cypriniformes, Leuciscidae.
CGGUUCGUUACGUCACUUGAAGCGCCCUGGCUGCCUGGUAGAUCUGGCAAAGAGAGGAAGAAAACGACAGAAGUACUCUAAAACAGGGCUUUCCCCGCGGUUAUCAGCUCUCAAAGUGAUAACGGUCCGUCUACAACACUAGAUACAGGCACAGCCAUCUCACCAAACCGGACCUAGCUCUUGUGAAAUAAGGAAUAUAACAUGACCAGAUUAAAUGGAUAAAACCAGUCACUCUUCAACACCCAGGAUCAUAUGGUGAAAAUGAAACGUCUCUUGUACAGUACAGUUAAAAUAACCCAAAAUCUAGAUCACUGACUCUUCAAGAUUAACCAAGAUCUACUUCUCAGUCCACAUCGGCCCUCUUUUCUCGUCACGCUUGCCCUUCUCUGGUCAGAGCCACCAUGUACGGUAGUGCCCGAUCCGUGGGUAAAGUGGAGGGCAACCACAGUGGCGGGAGCAAUCAGAGUCCCGGUCGUUCGCCCCGUCUCCCGCGCUCGCCCCGUCUGGGCCACAGCCGCACCAACAGCACAGGGGGCAGCGGAGCCGGAAUAGGAGGUCCAGGGGGUAAAACCCUUUCCAUGGAGAACAUCCAGUCCCUCAACGCUGCCUACGCCACAUCUGGCCCCAUGUACCUGAGCGACAAUGAAGUGGUGGUAUCCGGCCCGGACCUGCCGAAGAGCACCAUGACGCUGGGCCGCUCGGGGGGCCGGGUGCCUUACUCCAUCCGCACGACUAUCAUGGGAUCCAGCCCGAAUAUCGCCACCGGUUCGCCCGGCUCCGCGUCCACCGAUGCCAUUGCUUUCGGAGACCACCAUAUGCCUUCAAACCUGGCGUCCACUGUGCCUCAUUCUCUACGCCAGGCGCGGGACAAUACCAUCAUGGACCUGCAGUCCCAGCUCAAGGAGGUGCUCAGGGAGAACGAGCUCCUGCGGAAGGAGGUCGAUGUGAAGGAGAGCAAACUCAGCUCCUCCAUGAACUCUAUUAAGACCUUCUGGAGCCCCGAGCUGAAAAAGGAGCGGGCGCUGCGCAAGGACGAGGCCUCGAAGAUCGGCGUGUGGAAAGAGCAGUACAGAGUCGUCCAGGAUGAGAACCAGCAUUUCCAGAUGACCAUCCAAGCCCUCCAGGAUGAGCUGCGGAUCCAGAGGGAUCUGAACCAGCUGUUCCAGCAGGACUCCAGCGUUGGUCCCGGCGAGCCCCUGAGCGCUGAGCUGACCGAGGAGAACUUCCAGCGGCUGCACGGCGAGCACGAGCGGCAGGCCAAGGAACUCUUCCUCCUGAGGAAGACUCUGGAGGAGAUGGAGCUGCGCAUCGACACGCAGAAGCAGACGCUCUGCGCCCGAGACGAGUCCAUCAAGAAGCUCCUGGAGAUGCUGCAGAGCAAAGGGCUGUCGGCCAAGGCCAGCGAGGAGGACCACGAGCGCACGCGGAGGCUGGCCGAUGCCGAGAUGCAUAUCCACCACCUGGAAAGCCUUCUGGAGCAGAGGGAGAAGGACACGGUCUUGCUGAGGGAGGAUCUCCAUAGACGGUAUGAGGGAGCUCCAGAGUCUGCCAAAACCAAGGCCUUGCAGACUGUCAUCGAGAUGAAGGACUCUAAGAUCAGUUCUCUGGAGCGCAGUCUGAGGGAUCUGGAGGACGAGAUACAGAUGCUCAAGUCAAACGGUGCUCUCAGCACAGGGGAGAGAGAGGAGGAGAUGAAACAGAUGGAGGUCUACCGCAGUCACUCCAAGUUCAUGAAGAAUAAGAUUGACCAGGUGAAGCAGGAUCUGUCCCGGAAGGACACUGAACUCUUGGGCCUGCAGACUAAAUUGGAGACGCUCACCAAUCAGUUUUCUGACAGCAAACAGCACGUCGAUGUACUCAAAGAGUCUCUCACUGCCAAAGAACAGCGUGCUGCCAUCCUACAGACUGAGGUCGAUGCUCUACGUCUACGUCUGGAAGAGAAGGAGACCACGCUUAAUAAAAAGAGCAAGCAGAUUCAGGAAAUGUCCGAGGAGAAGGGAACGCUCAACGGAGAAAUUCACGACCUCAAAGACAUGCUUGACGUCAAGGAACGCAAGGUCAACGUGCUGCAGAAAAAGAUUGAGAACCUGCAGGAGCAGCUGAAGGAUAAGGAGAAGCAGAUGACCAGUCUAAAGGAGCGCGUCAAAUCCCUGCAGGCCGACACUUCAAACACGGACACGGCCCUCACCACGCUGGAGGAGGCCCUGGCUGAGAAGGAGCGUAUUAUCGAGCGUCUGAAGGAACAGAGGGAUAGAGACGAGAGAGAGAAGAGCGAAGAACUGGAGAGCAACAAGAAAGAGCUGAAAGAGCUGAAGGAGAAAGUCAGUCUACUUCAGGGAGAUCUGUCCGAUCGCGAGGCCUCUGUAUUGGACCUGAAGGAGCACGCCUCGUCCCUGGCCUCCUCUGGACUGAAGAAGGACUCCAAGCUGAAGGGUCUCGAAAUCUCUCUUGAGCAGAAGAAAGAGGAAUGCACCAAACUUGAGAAUCAGCUCAAGAAGGCUCAGUCAGUUGCGGUUGAGGCUCAGGUAAAUGCAGGACUAUCGGAGCGCAUUGCCACACUCGAGCAGGAGGUGGCGCGCUACAAGGAGGAUGCUGGGAAGGCACAGACAGAGGUGGACCGGCUCCUGGAAAUCCUCAGAGAGAUGGAGAAUGAGAAGAAUGACAAGGAUCACAAGAUCAACGAGCUAGAGAGUCUGGCUUCAAGGCAUAUGAAAGACCAAAGCAAGAAGGUUGCCAAUCUGAAGCACAAAGAGCAGGUGGAGAAGAGCAAGAACGCCCAGUUGAUGGAAGAGGCUCGUAAGAGAGAGGAUAACAUCAGCGAGAGUUCUCAACAGGUCCAGGAUUCUCUGCAGCAGAAAGACGACCGCAUCGAGGAGCUGGAAGAGGCCUUGCGUGAGAGUGUACAGAUCACGGCCGAGAGAGAAAUGGUGCUGGCACAAGAGGAAUCUGCUCGUGUAAACGCUGAGAAACAGCGCUCUCAUGACCUAAUGCAUGACUCCGGCCGCGCUGGCUUAAAGUGGCUCAAGAUGGAGGAGCUGUUGGCUGCCAUGGAAAAGGUGAAGCAAGAGUUGGAGUCCAUGAAGGCCAAGCUGUCGUCCACCCAGCAGUCCUUGGCGGAGAAGGAGGCUCACCUGACCACGCUGAGGGCAGAGCGCAGAAAGCACCUGGAGGAGGUGCUGGAAAUGAAGCAGGAGGCGCUGUUGGCAGCCAUCAGCGAGAAGGACGCCAACAUUGCUCUUCUAGAGCUGUCGUCCUCGAAGAAGAAGAAGACUCAAGAUGAAGUGGCUUUGCUGAAGAGGGAGAAAGACCGAUUGGUACAUCAGCUGAAACAGCAGACACAGAACCGCAUGAAGUUAAUGGCUGAUAACUAUGAGGAUGACCACCUCAAGGCCUCCAAAUCUGACCAGACCAAUCAUAAACCCUCUCCAGAUCAGAUUAUCCCCCCACUCAUAGACCUCAAUCAGAACCGCAGUAAGCUGAAACUGUACAUCAGCCACCUCACGGCCCUCUGCCACGAGAGAGACCCCCACAUCCUGCAGGACCUGGCCCCGCCUUCCGCAUACCAGCGCAGCCAACAGGACGCCUGGGAGGAGGAGCUUCAGAAGAUGAGCCAUGAACAGCUGGAAUCUGAGCUGGAGCAGUGUGAACGAGAGAGCGCCGAACUGCAGGAAUACGCAAACUCCGUCCUGCAGCAGAUCGCCGAUCACUGCCCGGACAUCCUGGAGCAGGUGGUCAACGCUCUGGAGGAGUCGUGCUGACUGGACCUCAGUCCUGCCCCCUCCUCUCUUCCUACUUCUCCUUCCCUUUCUUCUGUUGUUCACUUCAUUUCACAGGACGCCAGAACACAAACUCUCUCACCCUCACCCUCAUGCACAAUUCAAAGGACAGACACAUACGGGAGAGACUGACAGCUCGCAAGUCAAGUGCACGCUUGGAUUGGCUUUGGGGUGUGGGAAUGGUGGGCUUUCCUUCUGCCAUCCCCUACCACCACAUUCAUCCUCUCUGCACCUUCAGAAUCCUGUUUACACUCGCAUAAACACGGGAAAGAAGGAACCGAAAGGAGGAAAUGAGCAACAGAGAAGCUCAGUAUUAUAAGACAUGUUCACUUAUUUAGUCUGUCUCUGAAAAGCGUCCUGCAGGAGGUGGUUCUCUCUGUGAGGGGCAGGAAAUAGUCUCCUUAUCUUGAUAUACACUAUUGCCACUGCUCUUAAAAGCUGCAGGAUUUUGAAACCGUUUUGAAGAAAUUUAGACCCUCCUCUCCCAUUCCCCCUUUUUUUGUAGAUGCUGUGUUACUGACGUUAAAUUAUGGGUCAUUCGCGCAGGGCAAAACUCCUGCACUUUCAAACCAUCUGGUUUCACUCAAAACUUGGUUAAUGCUCCGGUUGUGCCAGCAGACAGUCCGUGAGGACUUAAACAUACUUUUACUAUCGUAGUCAGUAGCGGGUUUAGAUUACUGCAGCCCCCACCAUCUGGGAAUUCACUAUUGACUUGGUUACUGGCCGAUUUUCUCCCAAAGUCUCGUUCAUAAAAGUUAUGAAACGGACAAUAUGGGUAAUGUUAUCCCGUAUGCACCUGUCACCAGCUAAAGAAACCACAGUCCUGGUUUGUGUCUGUUAAAGGUGAGAGGAAGAAAAUUAUUUGCCUUGGAAGUUGUAGGUUUAUUGCUGCUAACAUUUGUCUUUGCAUGUGGCAGGUUUGGUUUGGUUAUGUUUUUCUUUUUUUUCCCGUGGCCGGCUCUCUGAUGCCGAGGGCGGUAAAACAGUGGGUGUAUUGCCGACGCAGAUGUUGUGGACGUAGAAGUGCCUCAUCAUCAGAGAGCAGCUGCCACACAUCACUGGAAUAGGAAAAUAGGCACCUAUCACUCAUUCCAUACUCUGAAAACUAUGUGGUCUCACACUGGGAUGAAGACUGGCAGUAGUUUCUCAGUUUGCUC